UGCACUGAGGCGAGGCCAACGCCGGCAAUGCGGACGCAGUAGCGCCGCCGCUGCUAGUUGCCCGUUGCCGUCCGGCGUUCGCCCAGGGGCUGCACCGCUGCAUCAUUCUACAAACCGAAGUCCCGUCCUCAAACCCUACAAUCGCGGCGAAGCGGCAGGCGGCUCGGCGAAGGUGGAGGCGCGGGCGGCGAAGGAAGUGGGAGAUCAUGUCCCUCCGGUCCCUCGGUUACCUCCUCAUCAGGAGGUUAUCGCCGCGCGGGAUCUGCCGCGAGCAGGCGCAGGGGGAGACCCUAAGGUCGGUGUCGGGGAGCUUAGCACGCUCUCUCCACACCUUGAGAGAUCUCGAGGCUAGCAGUGGGGCUAUUGGUGGAUUAGUUGCCGGUGGUUUGGCUACGUUGGUCGGAAUUCUGUACUUCAAGAAAGAUGAAUCAGAGGUGCCCGACAGGAAAGGGGACAUUAUCCUUGAUGAAACCAUCAGGGCAAAGUUCAUGGAUGAAGACGGCAAGUUCGCCUGGCUUGAGUACAUUGAUUACAUGAACUGGAGAAGAAGUAAUCCUGAGGUGACUGAUCCAGAGGUGCUGGAUAAGAUGCUUCGGAGAAGAUAUACGGUUGAUGAUGAUGAGGCCAUAAAUCAGGAUAACGUGAAGAUCAGGGAGCAGGAGAGCAUGAGGGUGGACGACGAAGCGAUGAAGGAAAGAUUUGAGGACUGGAUGAAGGAGUAUGACAAAACUUAUCAGAGUGAGGAAGAGAAGGUUAGGAGGUAUGAAAUAUUUAAGAAGAAUGCCAUCGCUUCUGACAAGGUUAAUGCAGCAUUCCCAAAUGGUCCCCACCAUGCACCUAACAAUCUUGGAGACUGGACAGAGGAAGAGCUCUAUAGUCUGCGCAGCCGUCAGGGUGACUUUCCCUCGGAGUCCUACUUUCGUAGACUGAGCAAGGCGUAUGCUGAGGGUAGGGUGGAUGGCGUUCCAGGAAUCGUGGAUGCACAUGAUGAGGAGGUGCAGUGCACCGAGGCUGUGAAGCAGAGGUUUAAGGAACUAACAGCAAGGAAGGCUAAACAAGACGCAAGGGAGGCUGAACAAGCAGCAGCGAAGUCCCAACAAGAUGCAAGGGAGGCCAAACAAGCAGCAACGAAGUCCCAAUAAGACGCAAGGGAGGUUGAACCAGCAGCAACGAAGUCCCAGUGAGUUCAGACAAUCUCUAGCUAUGGUGAAGAUGUAAGUUAAAACCCCCUGGUCCCCAACCCAACCCACUCACCCAAAAAUACUUCCAAUCUCCAAGGUUACAUGUUUGAGCAUGCUUAUAAAACAUCCAGACCAGUCGAUUAGCAUUGCAGUUGCAGGAUGAGGUUCAGUUACAUGAAGUUGCUUCUAUUAUCAUCUAUAUUCAACUGCAAAAUGUGUCUGCUCCAAUUAUCUUUUAUUUUCCUUUUGAGAUUGUACUGAUAUUCUUGCUGAUAUAGUAUAAAUAUGUGCAA
Setaria italica (foxtail millet) is the source of this 1474-nucleotide messenger RNA. RefSeq lists its product as uncharacterized. The coding region runs from base 207 to 1142 and encodes 311 amino acids. The transcript is spliced from 5 exons. The record is from RefSeq and is a predicted model, not a curated record. NCBI's taxonomy places the organism in Eukaryota, Viridiplantae, Streptophyta, Magnoliopsida, Poales, Poaceae.